This is a messenger RNA of Gasterosteus aculeatus aculeatus (three-spined stickleback), 1906 nucleotides long. Lineage: Eukaryota; Metazoa; Chordata; Actinopteri; Perciformes; Gasterosteidae. The record is from RefSeq and is a predicted model, not a curated record.
UGUCUAAGCGAGUUAUUCUCUAUGUGAGUUAUUCUCUAUGUGAGUUAUUCUCUAUGCGAGUUAUUCUCUAUGCAAGUUAUUCUCUAUGCGAGUUAUUCUCUAUGCGAGUUAUUCUCUAUGUGAGUUAUUCUCUGAGAGUCAUUCUCUAUCUAUGAAAGUUAUUCUCUGCGAGUUAUUCUCUAUGCGAGUUAUUCUCUGAGAGUCAUUCUCUAUCUAUGAAAGUUAUUCUCUGCGAGUUAUUCUCUAUGCGAGUUAUUCUCUAUGCGAGUUAUUCUCUAUGCGAGUUAUUCUCUAUGCGAGUUAUUCUCUAUCUAUGCGAGUUAUUCUCUAUCUAUGCGAGUUAUUCUCUAUGUGAGUUAUUCUCUAUGUGAGUUAUUCUCUAUGCGAGUUAUUCUCUAUGCAAGUUAUUCUCUAUGUGAGUUAUUCUCUAUGCGAGUUAUUCUCUAUGCAAGUUAUUCUCUAUGUGAGUUAUUCUCUAUGCGAGUUAUUCUCUAUGUGAGUUAUUCUCUAUGCAAGUUAUUCUCUGAGAGUCAUUCUCUAUCUAUGAAAGUUAUUCUCUGCGAGUUAUUCUCUAUGCGAGUUAUUUUCUGCGAGUUAUUCUCUAUGCGAGUUAUUCUUUAUAUAAACGUUAUUUUUCAUGCCAGUGUAUUCCUCAUGUCUUUGAGACUUUAAACCAAGACAGAGUCCUAUUUGUCUCAGACCAGGAGUUCAGGAACCAGAGACCUGGAUCAGUUCAGACCUCAAGUCCUCAUUUUCUGAAACAGGAGACGACGUGGAGCUAAUUGAGUUUACUGAUGACCCAUAAGUCACACACAUGAUCUGUGUUAUUACCACAUGGUCUGUAUCUGUAUCAUCACAUGAUCUGUAUCACCACAUGAUCUCUAUCAUCACAUGAUCUCUAUCAUCACAUGAUCUGUAUCAUCACAUGAUCUGUAUCACCGCAUGAUCUCUAUCAUCACAUGAUCAGGUUAUUAUGGGAUGUCGUAGUAUUAUUGAAACACAUUUCAGGGUCAUUGUGUUAUUCUGUGUUAUUAAUUCAUAUGCAUGUGUCAUCAACAUGCGUAUCUGUUAUUACACAUGGUUUAAUGUGUAAUUGACAUGUUUGUGUGUUAUUAACUCAUGGUAAUAACACAUGUUUCUCCAUGUCAUUAACAUGUGCUUCUCCUCCCCAGGUGGUUGGAUAAACUGGGCCUCUCGGCCCGGCUGGGCACGGCUGUGGUGAUGCGGCAGGUGUUCAUUGGCUCUGGCAGUUAUCAUCUGCUGGAUGACAACCUGGAUCCACUUCCUGACUACUGGUUGUCGGUCCUCUACAAGAGGCUUGUGGGUCCCGAGGUUCUGAAGGUAGAAUCCCCGAGCAGCAGAGUGAGGCUGUACCUGCACUGCUCCAACAGGAACAGUUACAGAGGCGGAGCCGUCACCCUGAUCUCCAUGAACCUUGGACGGGAGCCGGCCUGGAUCUCCCUUCCGGCCCUGCUGUCCUCCUCCAGCACAGUGGAGGCUUUUGUCCUCCAGUCCGACCGCCCGGGGGGUGAGGGGCUCUACUCCAGGUGUGUGAAGCUGAACGGAGGUGUGCUGAAGAUGGUGGACGACAGAACUCUUCCUCAUCUUAAAGGAGCUCGUCUUCCUCCAGCAGAACACCUGCAGCUGCCUGCUUUCUCGAUGGCCUUCUUCGUCCUCACAGACGCUGGAGCCGUCGCCUGUAUGUGACACAUCAGGGGACAGCCCACCUGUCCAGGUACUAGCAGGCCAGACACUGGCAUCACCUUACCAGGUGAUAAACAGGGGUAAUAUGAAGAUGAUGAACAUGAAGAUUUAAUAAACACAUCUUCAACGUGUCAAACCUUUCAGAUUAUGUUAAGAAGAGAGGAACUAAUAAAGGAUGUGAUGAGUUUUUAGUUCUGCUUUA